AUGUCCGCUCAAAUCAGCAAAAAGCGCAAGUUCGUAGCUGACGGUGUAUUCCGCGCCGAACUCAACGAAUUCUUCACUCGCGAACUCGCCGAGGAGGGUUACUCUGGAUGUGAUGUCCGUGUCACCCACGCCCGCACCGAGAUUAUUAUCCGUGCUACACACACCCAAGAGGUCCUUGGUGAGAAGGGCCGCCGCAUCAGGGAGUUGACUGCACUCGUCCAGAAGCGUUUCAAGUUCCCCGAAAACUCUCUUGAGCUUUACGCGGAGAAAGUACAAUACCGCGGUCUUUCUGCUAUUGCUCAAUGUGAGAGCUUGAGAUACAAGCUCCUUGGUGGUCUUGCUGUCCGCAGGGCAUGCUACGGUGUCCUUCGCUUCGUCAUGGAGUCUGGUGCAAAGGGUUGCGAGGUGGUUGUUUCCGGCAAGCUUCGUGCUGCUCGUGCCAAGUCGAUGAAGUUCACCGAUGGAUUCAUGAUCCACUCUGGUCAGCCCUCGCGAGACUUCGUUGACUAUGCCGUGAGACACGUCCUACUCCGCCAGGGUGUCCUUGGUAUCAAGGUUAAAAUCAUGAAGGGCUAUGACCCCGAAGCCCCUUCCGACUCCGUCCAGAUUCUCGAGCCCCCUCUCGACAAGACUGUCUCGGAACCUUCCUCAGAGUCAAGAGAGCCUGCCAUUGUUUCCGCUCCACCCCCAGCUGCAGAGGAACCAGCUGCAUAUGCACAGGAGCCAGCUUACCAACAGGAUGCGUACGGCGAGCAGCCUGCAUUUUGA
Suillus subaureus is the source of this 768-nucleotide messenger RNA. RefSeq names its product 40S ribosomal protein S3. The record is from RefSeq and is a predicted model, not a curated record. Lineage: Eukaryota; Fungi; Basidiomycota; Agaricomycetes; Boletales; Suillaceae. The transcript is spliced from 5 exons. Gene Ontology annotation, biological process: translation. Gene Ontology annotation, cellular component: cytosolic small ribosomal subunit; nucleus. The coding region runs from base 1 to 768 and encodes 255 amino acids. Gene Ontology annotation, molecular function: RNA binding; structural constituent of ribosome.